Molecule: messenger RNA, 612 nt
Organism: Fraxinus pennsylvanica
Lineage: Eukaryota; Viridiplantae; Streptophyta; Magnoliopsida; Lamiales; Oleaceae
Source: the annotation of a GenBank genome assembly
AUGCACUGCUGGGUGCCCAAGCUCCAAAAUCGACCCGACAUGAUCUGGUGUCAUACAAGAGUUCGGGUCCAACGUUCUGUGGCAAUGGUACGACACGGUCCGGGUCUUGGUACCUCACUUCAACGUCUACGUGCCGGACCUGGUAGGGGGUGGUGCAUUGUUGGGUGUGUUUGGGAGGGAGUUUUUGGUGGGGACAGUGCUUCGCAGAAAAAUCGAAGGUCGAUCAAAUUCUCGACAAUGGAAAGAGACUUCUUCGAUGACGCUCCUUGCUCUUCUAUCGCAGUUGAUUCUGUCAUACGUAUGGGCACUGUCGGCGAGAUUUGGGGUUCCUGUGUCGGUCCAUUUGAUGCUAACAAACUGGGUCUCACUAGUAUCGCUCGUGCAUCUUUCGUAGCUAAGUCGGUUGGUCAAUAUGGGCUUAAGUGGGGAUAUUUUGCCGCAAUUUUUUCUUUCACUCACUGUGGGAUUCAAAGAUAUUGCGGAAAAAAAGAUUGGGUUAAUGCAGGGGCAGCUUUUGCUGCUGGAACCCGAAACUGGAAACAGGUUGCUGGUGUUGUUUGUACUUUGUAUCAUUUUACUGAUAACUCCAGAUCUAAUGCACCGCAUGAUUGA